Messenger RNA from Bacillus rossius redtenbacheri, 1305 nucleotides. RefSeq lists its product as uncharacterized. The transcript has 3 exons. The record is from RefSeq and is a predicted model, not a curated record. The annotation marks the transcript as partial. Lineage: Eukaryota; Metazoa; Arthropoda; Insecta; Phasmatodea; Bacillidae.
ACAGGCUCGAGCAUUAGUAGCACCGUCAGCUCCAAAGGCUCGAGCAUUAGUAGCGCCGUCAGCUCCACAGGCCCGAGCAUUAGUAGCGCUGUCAGCUCCACAGGCGCUAGCAUUUGUAGCGAUGUAAGUUCCACAGGCUCGACCAUUAGUAGCGCCGUCAGCUCCACAGGCUCGACCAUUAGUAGUGCCGUCAGCUACACGGGCUCGAGCAGUAGUAGCGCUGUCAGCUCCACAGGCGCGAGCAUUUGUAGCGAUUUCAGCACCACAGGAUCGAACAUUUGUAGCGAUAUAAGCUACUCAGGCUCGAGCAUUAGUAGCGCCGUCACCUUCACAGGCCCGAGCAUUAGUAGCGCCGUCAGCUCCACAGGCUCGAGCAUUAGUAGCGCCGUCAGCUCCACAGGCUCGAGCAUUAGUAGCGCCGUCAGCUCCACAGGCUCGAGCAUUAGUAGCGCCGUCAGCUCCACACGCUCGAGCAGUAGUAGCGCCGUCAGCUCACAGGCUCGAGCAUUAGUAGCGCUGUCAGCUCCACAGGCUCCAGCACUAGUAGCGCCGUCAGCUCCACAGGCCCGAGCAUUAGUAGCGCCGUCAGCUCAACGGGCUCGAGAUUUAGUAGCGCUCGCCGUCAGCUCCACAGGCUCGAGCAUUAUCAGCGCCGUCAGCUCCACAGGCUCGAGCAUUAGUAGCGCCGUCAGCUCCACAGGCGCAAGCAUUUGUAGCGAUGUAAGUUCCACAGGCUCGACCAUUAGUAGCGCCGUCAGCUCCACGGGCUCGAUCAUUAGUAGCGCCGUCAGCUCCACAGGCUCGAGCAUUAGUAGCGACGUUAGCUCCACAGGCUCGACCAUUAGUAGCGCUGUCAGCUCCACAGGCUCGAGCAUUAGUAGCGCCGUCACCUUCACAGGCCCUAGCAUUAGUAGCACCGUCAGCUCCACAGGCUCGAGCAUUAGUAGCGCCGUCAGCUCCACGGGCCCGAGCAUUAGUAGCGCCGUCGGCUCCACAGGCUCGAGCAUUAUCAGCGCCGUCAGCUCCACAGGCUUCAGCAUUAGUAGCGCCGUCAGCUCCACAGGCGCAAGCAUUUGUAGCGAUGUAAGUUCCACAGGCUCGACCAUUAGUAGCGCCGUCAGCUCCACGGGCUCGAGCAUUAGUAGCGCCGUCAUUUCCACAGGCUCGAGCAUUAGUAGCGCCGUAAGCUACUCAGGCUCGAGCAUUAGUAACGCCGUCAGCUCCACGGGCUCGAGCAUUAGUAGCACUGUCAGCUCCACAGCUGCAGUGGAACCACAGUCGUCCGGACACGAGGCGUGCUUGUGA